AAAGACGGCAGACGUUUUCUUAGAAGGUAAAUUAACGUUACAGCGUGGAAAGACGGACAGUCGGAAAUUUAAUGAGACAAUACAACUUAUCAGAAGAUAUUUCCCAGCUGAUGGAAGUCCCAGAGGCUGAUUUAAAACCAGAGUUCCUUCAGACCCUGAACUCUUUUCGAGACUAUAAUUACCUUUUCUUGUUAACCAAAAAUUUUAAAGUACGGGAGAGGAAUUAAUGGAAGAAGUAUGUUAAUAUAUGUGUUUGUUCAUUAUUACUUGUUUAAUAUUCGCAAAUCUUUAAAUUCUUGCUGAAUUAGAGCGGUAAAGGUGAAUAGUAUGUCAAUAUACGUGACAGCUGACAGUCUUAUAGUUUUAUGAGCAGAAAAUAUAUCAUAUUUCAACCUAAACAAACGAUUCUUAGAACAUGUCAGUAAUGUAAGUUCCACCCUAUCAUAUCAUUUAAAAAUUAAAGUAAGUGUAAUAGUGUGACGAAAAUGUGCAGCCAGAUUUGAUUGCGACUAAAAUAUGGAGUCUCGGGAUAGGAUUUCUAUGCCCUGUCGGCGAAGCUAACGGACCAUUUUCAUGUUUUAUCCCUAAACUGCUAAUUGCUAAACAGGUGCUAAUCAUGACCUACUCCCUAGAAUUUGUAAACGGACAAAGAGAAUUAUUCGCUCUAUAUUAUGCAUAAAAGACAAGCAGAUUAACGUAAUGAAUCCUUAAAUAUUUAAUUUCAUGUUUCACAUUUCACAGUGCUCGCAAUACCUCUUUCAAGCUACGUCAACUCAAUUCAGGAUGGAAAACCACCGUGUCUCAGCGAGGCCAUGGCAACAAUGGCUGACAUUGAAAAUGCAUGUGCUGUUGAAAAAGCAACUGAAGUUUACAACGCAGAGAUUAAAAUACGUAUUGCGGCACAUAACACUCCUACUGAUACUGGUCUCGUUAACUUCCACAGGGAUAGCAUGAAAGCAGCCAUUGAAGUUUUGAAAACUGGACUUGUGUUUGAUGAAGAACAAGUGUACGGAGAACAAGCUCUUGUGAAGUUCAAAGAACUACUUAGAAAAUUCAAAUCAGCUGCAGACAAGAACUCGAAAGCUAUCUGUCAAAACAGGCUUGAAAUUAUUAAUUUGAAAGUGGUGAAGAAGAUCAAUAACCGUAUGUACUGUCAUCCUGCUUGUUACGACGAGUAUUUGAAGGAUAUUGAUUGGUUGAUAAAACAGUACAACAAGGAUGCAUUAUAUCUUGACACAAAGGCACGACCAGCACUUCAAGAGUUUCUUGAUGGUAAAGAAUCUGAAGAGGAAAAAGUGUAUCAAAUGGUCUUACAGGCACAAAAAGGGACUCAAGAAAAAUCUCGUCCGCGAAUACAGCGCUUACGUUCUCUCACUGAAGAGGAUCCUCAAACUCUAGCUGAAAAUGAAAAGAAGAAGGUGACUGAAGAGGAGAAGAUAAAAAAAGAAAUCAAACGAGAUAUUACAGUCCUGCAAAUCAAUGGUAUGAAGAGUAUUGGAAGUCAAUACCUUGAAAUGCUUGAUAUGAAAAUUAAAGAACUAGAGCACGUGAAAGAUGAAUUAUCGUCUGAUGAUCCGUAUUAUGAAUCACUCCUGCUUGAAACGGAGCACUGGAAGAAAUUGUUGGAAAAGGCAACUUGGAAUAUGCCACAGUACAAAAACAAAUUGCAGUCUAUAACAGAAUCAUCAUCUGAGGUAACGCACUUGACAACAAGUCAAGUUUCAGAAUCAUCGAAUCAUUUGCAAAGGUUGACGACAAACAAGAUAAUGCGAUAUCAAAACAAAAAGAAAGAGCACCGGGAGAUGGUGGGGAUGCCAGGCACAAAUACGAUGAAAAUUAUUUCCGCGUCAAACCUAACCCGGCACCGAUUGAUCCUGAGUCGAUUGAUUCCAAAUUCAUCAUAGAUCUUGAACGGAGGGAAAAUGAAAAAUGACAAAAAAGACGAGUGUCCCAUUCUUUGAUUUGGUGGUCUCGAAGGAAAUUUUAACUCAUGUGUUGUUAAUCAAAGCAUAUGGAUCAGGCAUUGAAAUGCAUACUUGAUAUAUAACAAAGGCGUUUUCCAAAACAUCGAGACCCGGAAAAUUUUGCAAAUAUAACCUUCGUAAAUUAGAAUUACUCUAAUGGAUUGUCUCGCGUUGAGAAGCUUAUUCGUUUAGAAUGUGUGUGGUAGAUAAAACGUUAUCAUACAUUAUACUUUAUUCUGUAUUGCUAUGCUACUACAUAUUCAGUUGUAAUCUUAUUAAAUGUAGGCAUUACGCAUGUUUCUUCGUGUUAUAACAUGAAAAAUUUGAAAAAUGGCAACAAGAGAUGUAAUUGAAACGGCAUGAUCUAUUUAGAAACACUAUGGCAAUUAUUUUUAAAUAAGACAAGCAGAAUUAUGUUCUUCAUUAUUGAAUAUUAUAUGUGUUUAGAUACAAAGUUUUAAGUUAUUUUUUCGUCAUUUACAAUCUUGCAUUUUAGCUAUAUAUAAUGAUAAUUCAUACAUACUCCUUUAUGGAAAACAUGCCGUAUGUUUUUUCAUAGAUUGCUAAAAUGUAGUAAAGUCCUUUCAUUGUCUUAAUGAUUAUUGUUUAAAGCCAUGAGUAUCUAAUUGACCUGUCGCC
Molecule: messenger RNA, 2603 nt
Organism: Mercenaria mercenaria
Lineage: Eukaryota; Metazoa; Mollusca; Bivalvia; Venerida; Veneridae
Exons: 4
Coding region: 813-1904 (363 amino acids)
Molecular function (GO): GTP binding; GTPase activity
Source: RefSeq, a predicted model, not a curated record